This is a messenger RNA of Elgaria multicarinata webbii, 1989 nucleotides long. RefSeq names its product protein-arginine deiminase type-3-like. Gene Ontology annotation, molecular function: calcium ion binding; protein-arginine deiminase activity. The transcript has 16 exons. The record is from RefSeq and is a predicted model, not a curated record. Bases 1 to 1989 code for a protein of 662 amino acids. NCBI's taxonomy places the organism in Eukaryota, Metazoa, Chordata, Lepidosauria, Squamata, Anguidae. Gene Ontology annotation, cellular component: cytoplasm; nucleus.
AUGACUGAGCAACGAUUGGUCCGGCUCUCUACAGAACACCCAACCAGCACGAUCUAUGUGCUUGACACAGAAAUCUCCCUCGAUGUCUGCGGGUCAGCCCCUGCUGAAGCCACCGGCUUUGAUGUCUGGGGGACGUCUGGUGUGAACCUCUACAUUGUCCACAAUGGGGAAGUUUUGAAGAUUCCAUCCUGUGUGCCCCGGUGGCCCCUCGACAGCCGGGUGGAGGUGAUCGUCACCAUGGACACUCCAAGCACUGAAGUGAAUGAAGACAAGGUCAGAAUUUCAUACUACAAGGGAAAUGAGAAGACGCCCAUGGCCAAAGCGAUCCUCCAUCUCACCUGCGUCGAAAUCUCCUUAGAUGCUGACAUAAACCGUACAGGAAGCGUGACCAGGAGGGGAAAAAACAAGAACAAAUGGACCUGGGGUCCCAAUGGUAAAGGAGCCAUCCUCUUGGUGAACUGUGACAAAGAUAACCAGAUGGCAAAGGACAUGGAUAACAAGGAUCAGUCACUGAAAUCAUUUGCAGACCUCAAAGACAUGUCGCUCAUGAUCCUGACAACCCGUGGGCCCAAUGAGAUUUUCGAUGAACUUCAGCUUUGUCUCCAUAUCUCAGCCUCUGACAAUGACAAAGUGGGCGUCUUUCAUGCUCAGUGCUCAAAAAUGCUGAGCAAGUACAAGCACAUUCUGGGGUCCGGGAAGCUCUGGCAUGAGGUGAACCGUUGCAGCGGCCAAGAUGCGCAUCUUUUCUACGUGGAAGGGCUGGCUUUUCCAGACGUUGGCUUCGCAGGGCUCGUCUCCUUCCAUGCCACGCUGCUGGAGGCCACCACCGAGGAGUUGCCGUGCGUUCCAAUCUUCAAUGACACUGUGGUCUUCCGCAUUGCUCCAUGGAUCAUGACACCCAACACACUGCAGCCCAUGACCGUUUACGUCUGCAGUUCACAAAACAACAUGGAUUUCGUGGCAGAUGUGAAGAAGCUCUCCGAAAAAGCUGGAUGCAAAGUAGUCAUCUGUUCAGCAGAGGAGUAUGAGAAUGACGUCUGGUUCCAGGAUGAGAUGGAAUUUGGCUAUGUACAAGCUCCCCAUAAGACGUUUCCGGUCGUCUUCGACUCCCCAAGAAACGGUGGGCUGAACGCUUUCCCUUUUAAGUCAGUUCUGGGCCCGGAUUUUGGUUAUGUGACUCGGGAACCAGUUCCCAGGACUUUCUCCAGCCUGGACUCAUUUGGGAACCUUGAAGUCAGUCCUCCAGUGACCGUCAGGGGCCGGGAGUACCCUCUGGGCCGGAUUCUCAUCGGGAGCUACUUUCCUCGGGUCCAAGGCAAUGAGAUGGUCAAGGUUGUCCAGGAUUUCCUCUAUGCCCAGGAAGUACAAUCUCCCAUCGAACUGUAUUCUGAUUGGCUGGUCGUGGGACAUGUGGACGAGUUCUUGAGCUUUGUACCAGCCUCUGAUAGAAAGGGUUUCCGCCUGCUGCUAGCCAGCCCAAGCGCCUGCUUCAAGCUGCUGAAGGAGAAGGAGAAGGAGGGUUAUGGAGAUGCUGUGAUAUUUGAGGGGCUGUCAGGAAAAACCGAAACCACCAUCAAGAAGAUCCUUGCUGACAAGUCCUUCAGGAACACCAAUGAAUAUUUCCAGAAAUGCAUUGACUGGAACAGAAACGUCCUCAAAGAGGAGCUGGGCCUGACGGAAGAAGAUAUCAUUGACAUUCCAGAGUUCUUUGAAAUGGAUUCUGAGGGCAAAGCACAGGCCUACUUUCCGGACAUGGUGAACAUGAUUGUUCUGGGGAAAUACCUGGGUAUCCCGAAACCUUUUGGACCUGUUAUUCACGAACACUGCGCCCUGGAAGAGGAGGUCCGUCGCCUCCUUGAGCCGCUGGGAUUGUCCUGCACAUUCAUUGAUGACAUGGAAACCUAUCACAGACACCAAGGAGAAGUCCACUGUGGGACCAAUGCUCGCCGGAAGCCCUUCACCUUCAAGUGGUGGAACAUGACCCCUUGA